This is a messenger RNA of Brassica oleracea var. oleracea, 792 nucleotides long. RefSeq names its product glutathione S-transferase T3-like. Bases 1 to 792 code for a protein of 263 amino acids. Lineage: Eukaryota; Viridiplantae; Streptophyta; Magnoliopsida; Brassicales; Brassicaceae. The transcript has 2 exons. The record is from RefSeq and is a predicted model, not a curated record.
AUGGAUCCAAGGAAUCCGUAUAGCCAGUCUGUUGGUUAUACGGGCCUUCUUUACAGUCAACACGAAAGUGUUAAUGAUAGAAACUCUCCUUAUGAGAGUUUUCCUUCUGGAUCUUCACAGAUCCCCCAAUUCAGUUCUCAACAGGGUGAGGCUCCAACUCCACCCGCACAUCCACCCGUAGAGCGUGGGAGGAGACACAAAUGGACCCCAGCCGAAGACGAGAUGCUGAUCACUCUUUCUGGUGGAGAUAGUGUUGAAAGUAGCGAGCAUGUCCACUACAAGCAGAGGUGGCACAAAAUCAGCAAUGACACUUCCAAGUUUUGUGAUGCAUAUGCGGCUGCAGAGAGACAGAUAUCUAGUGGUCAGCAUGAGAACGAUGUACUAAAGGUGGCCCAUGAAAUAUUCUUCGCGGACCAGGGGUCCAAAUUCACACUGGAGCAUGCGUGGUGUGUGUUGAGGUAUGAGCAGAAAUGGCUCAACCUCAACAGCACUAAAGCUUCUGAAAGUUCUAAUAAGAGGAAAACCGUUGAAUCAGAUUCCCAAACUUCAACCACAAGUGUUGGUGAAGAAGAGAUACGCCCUGAAGGUGUAAAGGCUGCAAAAGCUAAACGUAAUGCAAAUGGGAAGUCUGUUGAUUACUAUAUGACGGUACUUGAACUGAGGAAGGUGGAUUUGGAUAGGAAAGAAAAACUCCAGAAGCUAGCCAUCUUAGACACUCUCCUAGCAAAAACCGAACCACUCACUGAGGCUGAAGAAGCAGCCAAAAACAAGCUCCUCGCCAAAUAUAUUUAG